Leucoraja erinaceus (little skate) is the source of this 1978-nucleotide messenger RNA. It is a transcript of the gene ptx4, whose product is annotated as pentraxin-4. The record is from RefSeq and is a predicted model, not a curated record. Lineage: Eukaryota; Metazoa; Chordata; Chondrichthyes; Rajiformes; Rajidae. Bases 65 to 1444 code for a protein of 459 amino acids. The transcript has 3 exons.
GCGUGUGUAUAUAAAGCAGCAUUGCUCGCCACGGCGGCCCGUCUGCUGGGGGUCACAGUCAGACAUGAGGAUGGACUUCAGCAAACCUCCCCCCUGGCUAUCCCUGCUGUGUGUCUGCUGUGUUCUACACGCCGCCACCUGCGCUGAAAGCGCCGACAGCAUGAAACAGAGGAAGCCUUUUUUCGAGCGGUUCCGACGCUUGGAGGAGCAGUUCCGUCGUUUCCAAGAACUGAGCCUGGCACGGUUGCAGAUCAUCUCCGAGAACUUCAACGCUUCUUCCACCGUGGAUCUCCGGCUGGAGAUACUGGCCGAGCAGUUCAGGAACAUCACGGCCACCGUGAGCGGCCUCCAGGCGGCCACCAGCCACGACAUCACCAGCCUCAAAUCAUGGGUCAAAAAGCUGCUGAAGGAAAACAAGAAGAUCGACCUGAAGAUGUCCACCUUGGAGAAAGUGGCGAACGAGAGGGGCAAGCAAGCGUGGACGGAGAAGAAGCAGCAGGGCGAGGUCACCUCCAACCUGAACAGCCAAGUGGAGGAACAGAGGCAGCAGAUCAGCGCCCUAACGGCGGGCAAGGAGCGGCUGCACAAGGCCAUGGACAGGAUGCAGGAGGACAUCAAGGAGCAACAUGUCCAAAUAGCCCGCUUCCAGCAGCAGAUGAAGAGCGCACUGCAGAAUGAUGCGCUCUCCGUCAGGCCCACCUCUCCGGACCGCGACCCCCCGGCAGCCCCGCCAGUCCAGCGAGCCAAGGUCCUCAACCAGUCGCCCAGUGGCGCGCAGAGGUCGCCCGCAAAAGAAGGGUCAAUCUGCAAUGUGAAAUCAAUGCUGCAUUUUCCCAAUUCUUCCACUGAAAACUAUGCAACAUUCAGCAAAAAUCUUUCCACUGGCCUAUUUGAAAUGACCAUCUGUUCUUGGGUCAGCACCAAGUCAAAUUAUUUAGGAACCAUACUGUCGUACGCCACGGAAGACAACGACAACAAAUUGGUGCUUCACGGCAGGAAUACCAGCAAACAAAGCAGCAUCCAUCUUGUAAUCGGAGAUCCAGCGUACCGAGAGCUUCCUGUGGAACCUCUCCUAGACGGCCACUGGCACCACCUCUGCAUUAUAUGGUCCUCCUUCGAGGGUAAGUACUGGUACUACAUAGACAGGCGUCUGAUAGCUGCUGGCUCCAAGUUUCAAAAAGGCUAUGAGAUCCCAGCUGGUGGAAUAAUUAUAGUAGGCCAGGAACAGGACAAAAUGGGAGGGGAAUUUGACCACACUGAGGCUUUUGUGGGGAAUUUGGCUGGAUUCACAAUUUGGAACCGCGCUUUGUCUCCUGGGGAAGUCUCAGGCAUUGCCACAGGAAAGGCUCUGCCUGGAAGCAGAAUUUUAACCUUCAAUGAUAUUUCCACUCUCAACGGCGCUAUUCAACAUGUUAAUUGUACAUGCUUAGAUCAUUGUUACUAAGCCAACUGUACUGUAUUGGGAUUCAUUCAACACUGCCUUCUACCAUAUACGGCUUUUGGCAAAUGCAAAGUGUAUUGUACGGGAAUUCAGUUGUAUUUUUCAUCUUUCACCUAUCUGAUUUACAACAAAAAAUGAUUUGAAUACUCUCAGAAACCAAGCAGUGAUUUUGUCUAACGUUUUGAUUGUAGUAUAACUGCAAACAUGUACUAUUAAAAAUAAAAGGCUUGUGACAUACAUGAAAAAAGUUCAACAUGUGUAAAGAUCUUCACCGAAUAUAAUUUAAGACCAAGUAUGAGGAUUCUGAAAUUUUAAUGCCUAAAGUAGCCUUGCAGAAUCUAUUUUUUGUAAAUACUUAUAAUUUAUAAACUUAAAUUGUGUCAUAUUAAUUGGAAAGCUGAUAAUUAAAUUUAAUUAUGUAUUAUAGUGCUUCCUUAUGAAGGCCUGAUCAUAUUUGUUGGUAUCCUGUGGUGACUCCUUACUGAAAUGCAUUAAUUAUACUUGUAUUUUUGUAAUAUAUUUUACUGAUAAACUGAU